Molecule: messenger RNA, 4299 nt
Organism: Cavenderia fasciculata
Lineage: Eukaryota; Evosea; Eumycetozoa; Acytosteliales; Cavenderiaceae
Exons: 7
Coding region: 1-4299 (1432 amino acids)
Source: RefSeq, a predicted model, not a curated record
AUGGAUAUUUUAACCAUUUUCAAUAGUCUUGGAGAAGAAAGUUUUAAAUAUGAUGAAGAGAGUUUUUUAACUUUGGCAACACCCUCCAAUGUUACCGCAGCACCUACACGAAAAAUAUGUUAUUGUGAUCCAAGUGUCAAAAGAGGCUUUGAUUGCAAUGAAAGCGCAUGUGCAGGCAUAUCGGCACUAUUUUUAAUAUUAUUCUUUGUGGCCAUGGUCGAGGGUUGGAGGAGAGUCUAUGUCCAGAGAAAGUAUUGGAUGCGGUUCUCUUUUCUGGCAACACUUCAAUUGACUAUAGCCUCUACCCUCUCGGUGUUUAGAAUGAUUCUCUUGUUGGCCAAAGUCAACGAACUCUACUCGCUUGGUACUCUCUAUCUAUUUGGAUUUGGGUUCCUCGUCACCUCUUAUCUUACCAUUCUACUGGCUUGGUGUGACCUCAUGAUUUCAGUCAAUUUCUCGACCGUCAUUCAAAAAAUCUUUCCAGUUGUCCGUGCCGUCCUAAUUAUCCUUAUUAUCAUUCAUUAUAUUGGUUGGACAAUUGCAAUGGCAAUUUAUUGGCCUGGUAAAGUUACAAAUAUUUUCAUGGGAAUAUAUUGUUUUGGAGUUGGAAUAGCAUAUAUUUCAAUUGGAUGGGUGGUUUAUAAAGAAUUUAAAAAGGUAACCACCUUUGAACCAAAUUGCAAUAGUGUAAAUAUUAUGAUUAUCAAGAGUCGUAUGAUGGCCGUCGGUCGUCUUUCCAUUGGAGUGGUGUUUUCAGCAUUCCUAUUUGCCAUUGUUCUCAUUUGUGUGGUACCCUAUUGGAAGAUCAAGAGUAACGAACAAAUGGUCGGUCUCUUGUUUGUCAUUCGUUUGUCAAUGAUCAUUUUCAACUAUUCCAUGCUUGUCACAACCAAACCAAUCUCUGACCAGCAAAUGAGAAAGAAUGCAACAUCGAAAUCACCAAAAGGUAGUAACAAUAACCAAGCAAUGACUAUUGAUGGUUUAUCCACCGAUGUUGAAAUGACAGUAUCCCCUUGUAGUAUAGAUCCAGAGUUGAUUGGUAAUAGCCAAGUUGAAAGUAAUUUACAAACAAAUAUAAAGAUGGAUAAUAUACAAACAACAAUUAAUAAUAAUAAAAGGUGUCCAUUAUGUGAUAGUCAACUAUCUGACAGAACAACACUCAAUCAUCACAUUGCAUUGUGUUCAGUCUAUUUCAUGAAACAUAAUCAAAUAGAUGUCGAUCAAAUCGUGAAUCAUGUAAACGAUGAUGAUGAACAAAGAAGGGAGAACAAGAGAUUAGAUCAAACACCAACAAUGGAUAUUCGACUAUUUCGGUCAGUGUUGAUUGUCAAUGCAUACACUCGUAGUGUCAUCAUCAAACAUCAAAGACAUAUCAAUCAAUUACUAUCAUCGUAUGCAAAGCUGACAAAAACACAACUAGAACUAAUAUCAUUAGGUAUACUUGACUAUAACCAAGCUAGUCGAGAAGGUAGAGAAGCACGACCAUAUGUCAACUUAAUCUAUCAAGAUCUCAAAGAGAAUACAACCAUCACAGAGUAUUCCAUCGAUCCACCACUAUUUGGAAGAAUGAUCUAUGCAGAGAGACCAAGUACAAGAUUCUGCGUCUUUGAAGUCAAUCAUCACUUUGAUGAUUGUUAUCUUCACCUGCCCGUCUGUUUGCCACCAAUGAUUCAACACAUUGUUAAAUAUUGUGUUAGAGAUUCAGAUUAUAUUGAACAAUCAAUUCAGGUAUUGAGAGGAUCACCAUAUAUUAAAACUGUUAAAUGGAUUCCUACUAGAGGAUUUUAUAAUUUUGAAUUAUUCAAACGAUUCACACUCGGUCUACCAAAUCUUGAAUAUCUUCGACUACAGUGGGACACUUUAAUGGAAGAGCAUUUAUCAAUGGUCAUUGAACUAUUAAAUAGAAACCAAAUCAAACACUUGGUCAUUGAUGAACCUCUCAAACUAUUACAAUGUCAACAACUAUUCAAUGCCAUCGAGACCAACAAAUCACUGAUCUCUUUGAGAAUCAAUAAUAGUAGUAGUAGUAGUAGUAGUAGUAGUAGUAGUAGUAGUAGUAGUACAUCUUCUCUUAGUAGUAAUACCUAUAUUUAUAAUAUUACAACAAAUUGUUCAACAAUAGGACAAUGUUAUUUCCCAAGUAAUGCAACAUUUAUAAACAGUACAACCGAAUUGGAUUGCAGUGCAACCAAUAAUAUUGUCAUUAUUGAUACUCUCUACAUUUAUAAUACAACUAUUGUUCCAUCAAAUAAUAACAAUACAAAUACUACAAACUCCACUACAACAACGACAUCCUAUUCUUCAUCUUCUUCAUCCUCUUUAUCAUCUCAACCAAUCACAUACUAUAUAACAUUUAAUAGUAAUUGUAAUAUUAAUUAUUUAAUACUAAAUGGAUCAAAUUUGAAUGUAAACAUUGAUCUUGAUAGUAGUUAUGGAUCUAAUGGUUUUCAAGUUGGUAGUAUCAGUUUAAAUAAUGGAUCAUCUCUCAAUAGUACCAAUUCAAUGACGAUUGAUGGUAAUCUUUUGAUACAAGAAAACUCUUCCUUUUCGAUUGUUGGUAACAAUAGUAGUAGUAGCUCUACCUCGAGUAUCACAGUCAAUGGUAACAUUACUAUCAAUAGUGAUGCAAUGUUUUGGUUGGAAAAUACAAUUCUAGAGACUACUGCCGAUCAAACUAGUAUUGAUGGAGUGAUUAUGGGAGAGUCUGUAGAAUACAAUUUGGCUGGUGCCAUUGUUUUGGGUGCUGAUAGUGUGAUUGAAAGUAAUGAGCCCGAGACUGCUACGAUACAAGGUAACCUCACUGUUGGUCCAUCAAAAGCAAACUCGUUUCUACUUGGCAAUGGAUCAGAGAUUGCAGUUGCUCAAAUAUCCUAUAUGAACCUGAUCAGUCUUGUUGACGGUCAGGCAUCAAUCACUACCAACAAACUCGAAAACCCAACCAUCCAUCUCAACGGUACUGCAACCCUCUCGAUUUCACCUCUCCAGGCAGACUCUUCGGCUUUUAUUAAAUUGCGUUCACUCAAGCAAGAGGUCAAUACCACGUCGAUAUUUACCAACAUCACGAUGCUGUUGGUCAAUGACACUUUGGUACUUGGAAACUUGGAGCUCUAUAGUGUAGACAGAGUACAGAUUAACGAUCCUACCAAUAAUCAAACUGCCAUGUUUAUCAAUAGUUUGCAAGUUGGCGGACCCACCUACAUCCAACUCUGUAACACUACCAUCAUGUCACUUGGACAAUUCCAAGAGAAUGAUCCAACCACGUUGACACUGACCAUUGUCCAACACGUUAUUAUUGUCGACUCUACUGCCAUUCUCAACGGAACCAUUAUCUUGGAUGACGACUCUUCAUUGACUGUCAAAAACACGAUCGACAUUAUCACUGGAAAUGUUUUGGUCAACGGUUCAAGUAGUCACUUGAUUAUUGAACAAGGUGCCUAUGCUUCAUUGGACAUGAUCUAUCUUGGAGACGAGGAUUCUACAUUGUUGGUCAAAUACGACUCUACUCUAUUUGCCACUCAAAUCAUUGUAUCCAACUAUAGUACUCUACAUCUUCAAGAAAACUCUUCCACUACUGUAGACGGAUCGAUUGACAUUUGUCAAGCAACACUCAUCUUUAGUUCAAAGAAUGAUACCAAGGGAGAUGAUGUCUCUAUUCAAGGUGAUCUAUUGAUUGACGGUAGUUAUGUCUUGAUGGACAAUAACGUUGCCAUCAAUGGAAACAUUAAUUUUACCAGUGGUCUAUUGUUCCUCCCAUCCGGCAAGCAUCUCUCGGCCAAUGGCUUUUCUAUGGGACCAAAGUCAGUCAUUGCCGUUAUGGAUCCCAUCUCGGGCCGUACAGACCAAGAACUUGCACCCAUCAAUCUGCGUGACUCGCUCUCAAUCAAUGCAUCCCUCAUUAAUGUCCACUUUAGUGGUUUGGCCAUUGUACCAUCGGUGCCCUACAUUAUGGUUCGUUCGAAAAACAAUAUUACCGUUGUUUAUGACCAACUGGGUAUCACUGGCCAAUACAACCCAGCUCAGCUCAGCUACCGUCUCGUGGUUCAAGACGACAAUGAUGGCUACCAAAUUCUCUACAUCGAAUUUGACUAUAUCACCAAUAGCAAUGUUGGACUGGUCAACUGGAAAAUUGGUCUCAUCAUCUUUGCCUCUUUUGUUUUCCUUUGCAUGUUGUUUGGUAUCUAUAAAUUUAAAAAUAGAUCAAGAGAUCAAAAAUAUACACCAAUCAUUACCGAUGAGGAAUCCUCAUCAAUUCUCCCCCCAACAAUUAAAACUAUAAACUCUGAUGAAGAUGAUGAUUAA